AAGUAAAAUUAUUUGAAACUUUUUUUAGACGAAUAAUUUUCCAGUCGCCAGACUGGAAUCUGGUGCCUAUCAUAUGGCCUGAUGUAUUAACAUUGGCAAUUCUGUCAGCAACGGUUCACAUAUAUACCGUUGAUAAUUUGUUGCAAAAUUCGCAUCAAUUUAAUUAUGGACAAGAAGUCUUAUCGUACGGUGGUGUCAAUAUUGUUGGAUCAUUUUUUGGUUGCUUACCGCAAUGUGCAUCUGAUGAACUUACCCAAUUUGCAACAGAUCAUCAUGCCAAAAUAUUGACCGUUUGGUUACUGUGCGCUAUUUCGUCGUUCCUAUGCGCAAGUCUUCCCUAUGCGUUGUCGUUAUGCGCAUUUUUUGGUAUUUGUUCAUUAGCGGUUCGCUUAUACAGGCCUAGUUUUGUUGAACUGGUAAAUGUAACGGGUUCCGGAGUAUAUUAUGCAGAAAAGCAUCAGUAUGGUAACGAACUCAAUGAAGAUCCGAGUAUUUCAAUCGUUAAAUUUAAUGCGCCAAUACUCUAUGCAAACUCUCAACUUUUGAAGAAACUGUUCAAAGUUGUUGCCGACGAUUUCGAAUGGCGAACUCCGACCAAACCUUCUUCAAUGAAUCCCAUAAAUCCGAACAUUGCAAAUCCUAUCCGUACCAGUAGUUGUGUACCAUCAGUUGUCUUUUUAAACGAAGAUGAUGUGCCGAUCUGUGACACGACUAUAAAUACACUUUCAAAAAAAGUCAUAAUACUAGACUGCGGAGCUAUUCCAGAAGUUGACUGCGUCGGUGCUGUCGAACUCAAGAGGGUCUACUUUAAAUUUGCAGAGAAGCAAAUUCGACUACUGUUUGCGUCAGCAAAUGUCCGAGUCCGGAACCAACUAAAAAGUACAGGAUUCUACGACAGCGUUCCCAAAGAGGCAUUCUUUCCAAGUGUACGUGAUGCUGUAAUGGCUGCUCAACAACUGCUUGGUACGACCAACAUUCAUAUGAGAGACCAACUAUUUAGUGUUUCAAUGAACGGAUACCGCGAACUCAUUACCCUUUCUGGAGCACCAUCAAACCAAGAACUGAAUGAAACCAGGAGUACAAUUACUGCGCCACGACAGUGCAUGGAAGAAACAAGGUCAUUGCUUUCAGAAACAUCUUGUAUCACGAGGAACAGUCCAAGCAAUUUUUCGUAA
Messenger RNA from Enterobius vermicularis (human pinworm), 1175 nucleotides. NCBI's taxonomy places the organism in Eukaryota, Metazoa, Nematoda, Chromadorea, Rhabditida, Oxyuridae. The record is from the annotation of a GenBank genome assembly.